AUGGACACUCGCACCACAGACGUCAUACAGAGAAUGCGCGAGCUCAACAUAGACCCAACUACAGUCUUGGCCGUACACCCUCAUACCUCCGCGAAUCUUGGGGUCAAAAGCAAUAUCUCGCGCAGUCAUCUCGACACCACCCCGCUCAACUUCAACACCGCGAUCACCCCGACCACGGCCACCACCUUUACGAACGCCCAAGCCAACGCCAACUUCAACGCCAGCGUCAACGGCAACAACAACGGCAACACCAGCGCCAAUGCCAACGCCAAUACCAAUACCAACGCCGACGCCAACGAACACCCUCCCCUCGCCUCCGACUACCGCACUCGGCGCCGCGAGUACCACGCCCGCCUUGCCGCUUGGCACCGCCCCGGCGCUCUUGGACUUGAUCCCAGUGAGCAUGCUCGAGCGCGGAGAAAGUCCGAGCUUGAGGAGAUGGUGCGGCAACGCAGAAUCUUCGCCGCUGGCGGUGACUCUGUAGUAAAGGCCCAGGUAGCACAGCUUGAGGGGAUGAUUGAUGCUUUGCAGGCUUUGCAGUGA
Molecule: messenger RNA, 543 nt
Organism: Neurospora tetraspora
Lineage: Eukaryota; Fungi; Ascomycota; Sordariomycetes; Sordariales; Sordariaceae
Exons: 1
Coding region: 1-543 (180 amino acids)
Source: RefSeq, a predicted model, not a curated record